Ctenocephalides felis (cat flea) is the source of this 1356-nucleotide messenger RNA. RefSeq names its product leucine-rich repeat-containing protein 27-like. The record is from RefSeq and is a predicted model, not a curated record. NCBI's taxonomy places the organism in Eukaryota, Metazoa, Arthropoda, Insecta, Siphonaptera, Pulicidae. Gene Ontology annotation, molecular function: protein binding. The transcript has 4 exons. The coding region runs from base 1 to 1356 and encodes 451 amino acids.
AUGUCAAAUAUUAAUAAAAUCGAUUCGGUAACAUCCGAAAAUAUUGAUAAAGAUGAAUCUAAAACUAAAGCUACGAGAGAACCAAGAAGCGAUGGAUAUAUUCUGGAUUUGUGUAAAAAUGGGCUGACAUGUUUUCCGGAGAGUUACCUUGACAAUCGUCGUUUGGCUUGCCUGUACUUGGACGACAAUGAUAUCGAAAUUCUACCAAAUGAUAUCUUUACCUGCCUUCCGUACUUGAUUUGGCUGGACAUCAGAAACAAUAAAAUAACUGAAAUUCCAACAUCCAUAAAAUUUCAUCAGUCAUUAGAGACAUUUCUUAUGCAGAACAACAAUAUCAAAAGACUUCCUCAAGAACUGGGCACUGUUGUUUCCAUCAAAAACUUACAAAUCCUUCCGAACGAUAUUGAAUACCCACCGUUGCAUGUUGUCAGUAAAGGGACCAAAGAGGUGAUGGACUUUCUCCAAAACGAAUACAAAAUGAUAGAUCCUGAAUAUUCUAAGUAUUUGUUAAAACUGGAAAUGAUGCAAAUGAUUGACCAGGAGUUAAAUAAGCCUAUGCCUAAAUCUAAGCCGAGCACUGCUGAUCUCCUGACCAACGAGUUGUCCAAUUUAAGACUUUGUCCACCAUUUGACAGUGGCAACAAGUCUGAGUAUCUAAAACGUCUGAAAGAGGUCAGUUUUGAUGUCUGUCCUCCUUUGGAAGUCAAAAAGUACGUCAAUCCUUACAAAGAAAUUAAGAAGAGUCUAAAUUCGAAAAGAAAUGAUUCUGAUGUUCACAAAGGAGUAGUGGAAAACAGCAGGUUGAAUUUGCCAUUAAAGAAAACUCCCUUUGUCGGGAGAGUGAAUGCAAGUGGAAGGUUUGGAAGGUUGAAUAUGCUGCUGAAGAGAUUGCUGGACAGUUUAAGGGAAGCGAAGUAUAAAGACAAGCAUAGGUUUAUUGAUGGUCUUCUUGAAUUGAAAAGAAAUAUCAUAAACCGACAAAAGUUCAAGCAGGAGUACCGCUACCGGAGCCACUUGAGCUACUCGAAAUACCAGAACGUGCAAACCGAAAAGCCCUUCGGAACCUACAAAGAGUUUUCAAAGAUGAUCUGUCGAGGUGAAUUGAAUAUGUUCAAGAACUAUCCGAACCGAAAGCAGAAAAAGCUGCGUAGGAUGUUCAAGCCCAAAAUCGAUGUCAAUGCGGAGAUAUCGGGACUGAUCAAGUCUCUGGACAGGAUUAAUCUGAAGGAUGCAGAAUUGGGUGCGGGUAGAGAUCCGUCGGAGAAGAAGAAAAAGCUUGCAGAGGAGAUGGCUAAGAUUUCGGAAAUUCAGAAGGCGCUGAAGAAACUGCAAUUUGUGAAUAGUAAGAAUGUGUAG